Molecule: messenger RNA, 2727 nt
Organism: Penicillium argentinense
Lineage: Eukaryota; Fungi; Ascomycota; Eurotiomycetes; Eurotiales; Aspergillaceae
Product: Rho family guanine nucleotide exchange factor CDC24
Exons: 5
Coding region: 1-2727 (908 amino acids)
Biological process (GO): septin ring organization; establishment of cell polarity
Cellular component (GO): cytoplasm; nucleus; division septum
Molecular function (GO): guanyl-nucleotide exchange factor activity; protein binding
Source: RefSeq, a predicted model, not a curated record
AUGAUUGACUCCGCAACCAUGAGCGGCGCUCCGGUAGCGGAGGAUAAUAUUAUUAAUCGGCGUGGUGGAGAGUCGAUCUAUCAAAGUUGCGUCAAUCUGAAGAGACGACUUUCAGAGGUUCCCAACUUUGAGCCGUACUUGCAGGAAAUGGACGAGGAGGAUCGGGCAAAGGGCAACACCGACCCAGUGUCUUCGUUGUGGCAAUGCCUCCGUAAUGGAUAUCCGCUGCUCAGCAUCUACAAUGCAUCCGGCCCCGAAGAGGAGUUGGUAGUGGACCCGGCGAAGGUGCCGGAGGCCAAGCGCCCCAAGGCCGCAACCUUCAAGUUCCUCCAGGCCUGCUUGCAGGACCUGGCAUUUCCCCAACAAGACUGUUUCUUGAUCACUGAUCUUUAUGGUGAGAGCACGACAGGCUUCAUCAAAGUGAUCAAAAUGGUGAAUCGAGUGGUGGACAUUCUUGAGAUGCAAGGUCAGCUGAAGCAGUCUGAGGUGACUGACGCGCCAGUGGGUGCGCAGGGUGCCGUGAAGCUCACCAAACGCGAGCAUAUCCUGAAGGAGCUUUUGGAAACCGAACGCGAUUACGUUCAUCAUUUGCAGAAUCUCCAGGCGCUCAAGAAAGAGUUAGAAGAGACCGGCGCGCUGACCGGUGACUCCAGCCACCAGAUUUUCUUGAACCUAAACAAUCUCCUGGAUUUUGCGCAGAGAUUCUUGAUCCGGAUGGAACAACAUUAUGCUCUGCCGGAAGAAGUGCAAAAUUGGGGGAAACUCUUUUACUCGCACGAAGAUGCUUUUCGCCAAUAUGAGCCAUUCAUCGCCAAUCAGAUGCGCUGCGAUGAAGUUUGUUUGAAGGAAUGGGAUAAGAUUCGCUCCGCUCCGCGUCAUGUGGACCUUCAGCAGAUGGUUGCUCAGCCGAAAACGCUGAACGGGUUCUUCGUGAAGCCUUUCCAAAGGUUGACCCGAUACCCGCUUAUGUUGAUGGAACUUCGCAAACAAGCCGAGGACCCCGAAAUCCAAUCCGAUAUCACCCAGGCAAUUGAUACCAUCCAGAAUGUCUUGGACCAGGCGAAUGAGGCAAUUCACAAAGAACAUCUGGCUGCGGCAGUCGUCGACCUGGCAGAGAGGGUCGAUGAUUGGAAGUCAUUGAAAAUGGAUGCUUUUGGAGAAUUGCUCCGCUUCGGUACAUUUGCGGUGGUCAAGGGUGAUAGUGGCAAGGAUAAUGAACGAGAGUACCAUAUCUUCCUUUUUGAGCGAAUCCUCCUGUGUUGCAAGGAUAUCAACCCAAACAAGCAAAAGACCAAACUUAUCAUGAGUAAAGAUAAGCCGAGUCUCUUGGCGAAGGGUAAGCCUCGCCUUCAGUUGAAGGGCCGGAUCUACAUGGCCAAUGUGACGGAUAUCGUCUGUCUCCAGAAGCCCGGCCUCUAUCGCAUUCAAAUUUUCUGGAAGGGCGACCCGGGCGUUGUUGACAACUUCAUCAUCCGUUAUUCGAACGAAGACACGAUGCGCAACUGGUACAAGGAUAUCGACACGCAGCGAGCUAUUCAAUCGGAGCGACGUACCCUUAGACACACCGGCACAUCUGACAGCGAAUUCACGUACAUGGAGGGCAUGGCCCACAUGCCCAACCCGUACCAGCAAGAGUACGAUGCGGAUGACGCCCACAAGGACCCAUACUACUCCGAAUUCACCAUGAGUCGCAAUGCCUCAAGCACCAGUUUGCGAACUCGCUCUGCCACCGGAGGCAGUUCGAACUCCGUGCCUCAUUCUAAUGGCCGACCACGCUACGGAACGAAUGAUCCGGCGCUCUCUGUGCAUACCCAAUUCCCCGGCAAUAUGUCCCCCAGUGAGCGGAACGCGAACUCAUACUUCUCCCCUACGGAAACUCCGUCGACACGCUCCAGUUCCCAAUCCGGGUUCUCGUUUGGACGCCAAAACACCAACUCGACCAGUGCAUCGACUGUUUGGAAUGAGGAGUCGAACCGUUACACUGCACCAGCCUUGUCCCGGGGUACCUCAAGAGACGGUACGACCCCGACUGGAUACUUUCCCCCCCAUCUCAACCAAAUGGACGGGGGCCAACCGCCGCCCACGGGAACUGCUCAGCGCCUGCGCUCGGCCAGUAGUCCUGACAUCCACCAUCAUAACAAUGCUCCUCCCGAAUCCCGUCGCUACAUGGGAGUUCAUACCAUGCAGACUGUUGACAAUGUGCCAGUGCCACCCAUUCCGGCACAUAUGGCCAAUAUGAAGGCCCCCGUCAACCGCAGCCAGAACAACUCUCCCACCAACAGUCAGCUUCCGAUUCGGUCGCAACCUAACAUCCAUACCACACAAUUCACCGAGCCAGAAUACAACGAAGCUCGUACUUCGGGGCAGGUCUCCGAACAAGCUACGUCUCCCUUGACCCAAGAGCCUGAUGGGGACCCAUUCAUGCCGACGCAGCUCAAGGCUAAGGUGAACUUUGACGACAACUACGUCACGCUGGUGAUUGCGACCAAUAUUUUGUUCCGUUCGCUGACGGAUCGUGUGGAUGCCAAGCUGGCCCGUUUCACGAACCGAUCGAUUGGCAAUAAGACGGUCCGACUGCGGUACCGCGACGAGGAUGGCGACUUUGUGACCAUUGACAGUGACGAGGCGGUUCAACUGGCCUUUAUGGAAUGGCGGGAGCAGCACCGGGACAUACUUGCCAAGGGCAUGGUGGGUGAAAUCCAGCUGUAUUGCCAAGUGGUCGAUUAG